AAACCUAUUUCUCUUCUCCCUCGUGCAUGUAUAACCUCCCUUUCUGACGCCACUCCUCUCCUCCGUGCGGCUCGUCACACUGUCUGUAGAAGUGCAAGUGAAGCAGCAAAGGCAGGAAUACCACUGGGACACUAUCAAGAUACUUCUGAAAUUGAUUUUGCAUUUGAUGAUGCUGAUGUUAUCGAAGAAGGAACGUUGCUUGCAAUCAUUGGGAGACAAAUAUCACAGGCUGAAGAGUCCAUACUCCAAGAGAAGUCCAUUUUAAAUGCAGCUAAUCAGCUUGUCUUCAUGAUCAUGGAAAAUCAGUACAAAGGUGGUCUAGAUGGUUCAAUUCCUAUCCUAAUUCAGUCGCUUAACUGGAUGGAAACUGCUGAAGAGAUUGAUGACCUGUUUCUGGGGGACGCAGAGGUAUGGAGGAGAUCAUCUAUGGGGCAAGCAGGUCCACUUGGGGGUGACUUUCCAGUGGUCACUAGAGAAGGCCACAAUAUUCUUGAUGUGAUAUUUACAUCUCCGAUAAAGAGCCUUGCUGAUGUAGCCAAUAGCCUUGACAAAGUUGAUGGGGUUGUGGAACAUGGAGUCAUUUCCAAGUUUCUAUGCAAAGUGGUCAUUGCUUCAGAGGGGGGAAUGCGCACUGUUGACAACAUGGUUACAAAUGCCAUGGAGGGAGUAUAAAACAGAUAACAGGAAAAAUUAGUCACCUUGGCUCUCCAGUAUUCUUCUUGAAGAUUAGCUUCCUGCAUAUACUAAAACAAAACAACCAGAAAUAUAAAAAGAUGUGAAAGAGACAUAUAUAUACAUAUUAUAUAGCUGUGGAGAGCCAAGUAGAUAUCAACAUCCCUCCUUCCACCAAAGUAACAGGGAAACAGUAUCAACAAGAACAGGAUAAAACAGGUUAUAUCUGUGUUAGACCCCAUCUUUCACUUUCAUUAUCAUCCAUCACCUGGUCUCCCUGAUAAGAAAAUUCUGAGUCUGAUUUGGCUGUUGUAUUUCAUCUUAGUGUUUAAUUUGCCGUAUAUAUGCCAAACACAGAUAUGAUCUUUUUUGAUAGCUGAUUAUAUGUAUUGGCCCUUUAUAUCUGA
Carica papaya (papaya) is the source of this 1079-nucleotide messenger RNA. The record is from RefSeq and is a predicted model, not a curated record. NCBI's taxonomy places the organism in Eukaryota, Viridiplantae, Streptophyta, Magnoliopsida, Brassicales, Caricaceae.